Messenger RNA from Halteromyces radiatus, 799 nucleotides. RefSeq lists its product as uncharacterized. Gene Ontology annotation, molecular function: structural constituent of ribosome. The record is from RefSeq and is a predicted model, not a curated record. The transcript has 5 exons. Gene Ontology annotation, cellular component: ribosome; mitochondrion. The coding region runs from base 9 to 596 and encodes 195 amino acids. Lineage: Eukaryota; Fungi; Mucoromycota; Mucoromycetes; Mucorales; Cunninghamellaceae. Gene Ontology annotation, biological process: translation.
CUUUCGUUAUGUCUUUUUUAGCUCGUCAAUGUCAACGAAUCAACCGUAUUUCAACAACUAGUUCUUAUUUUUCAAAGAGAUAUGCUCACAAGAAAAGUGCCAUUCAAGUCAAACUUAAUGACUUUGUUGAAGGGGUUGGUAUCAAAGACGACAUUGUUUUAGUUCGACCUGGACUUAUGCGAAACAUUUUAUAUCCUGCUGGAAAGGCAACUUAUGUAUCAACAUACGAAGGACCUCGUAAUCGUAUAUUGGAAGCAAAUGAUAAUCAUAACCACGUGGAGGAUGUAUACUUACAACAACAACAGCAACAACAACAACGUCAACAAGCAACAGAACGAUUAGUGGGUGGAUUGGAAAAUGUUAAUGAACUUGAAUUUAAGCGUGCAGUGGUACCUAAUAGUGACAAUACAUUUGGAUCUGUUACAGUUGAUGAUUUGGUAUUGAAAUUGAAAGAAGAUUAUGGACUGACGAUUGAUAAACAAGCUAUUGAAUUCAAGUCAGAAGGUGGUCGUAUCAAAUCAUUGGGUGAACAUAUUGUACAGGUACAGAUUGGUGAUGUAUCAACAAAUGUGAAAGUGAUUGUCAAAUCUACCUAAAUCCUAGCGUUGUGUUAGUUCUUUUUUUUUUUUUUUUAAUUUUAGUUAUUCAUUAUUAUUCAUUAUAUCUCGUUUUGUUAAUCUGCAUGCAUCAAAGCACAAACAAUGAAUAAAAAUAGAAAAAGGAAAUUUACCUCUUGACAUUCAAACUCCGUAUACGCCUUUUUUUUUUCUUGUUUUGUCUUUUUUUUACAUAAAACUUG